ACCAACCAACCAUUCAUACUGGGAUAUAGACAGUCCUGUAUUCUACUUUAGUAAUAUAAACACAGUCUCAAAGCCAGGUGUGCUGACCAACCAUUCAUACUGGGAUAUAGACAGUCCUGUGUUCUGCUUGUAGGCAUGCAGGAUUUUAGCUGUUGUCAUAUUUUGUCAUUAGACAGUUUAAUUGAUAAUUCACCAGCAUUCCAUGUAACAUUGAAUAAAUACAUUAGAUUAGUUACUUUGGUUAAUGGGCCAGUUUCCCAGACACAGAUUAAGUCUAGUCCAGGACCUUAAAGAACUUUCUAUUGAAUCUUCCAUUGAGCACGCUUUUUAGUCCAGCACUAGACUCAAUCUGUGUCCAGGAAACAAGCCCCAUAUGUAUUACUGACAUGCUUGUCCUUGUUCAGGACUCCACACACUGGCUUCAAAUUGAACCCUUGACUUCCACUGUCCAGGGAGUGACAAUGUUCAGACACAGGACACCCAAAGGGAGUUAUGAGUGCACAGUGUCUGGGCUCCGCUGGCUGUGUGAGAGAGAUGUCAUUCUGAAGUAUCACUUCAGGAACUGGGAACCCUACAGUCAACUUCUGAACGACAUGCAGUACACACAAGGUGGUCCAAUGCUGGACAUCACUAUGGAGUUAGGUGAACUGGAGGAAGUUCAUCUGCCACACUGUGUCUGUUUAGGGACCAACCCUUCCCUGAGGAAUGAGAUGAAGAUUCUUCAUGUAGAGGAACAUGGAGUGUCUUUAGAGGAAGUGCAUGAGGUCACCAGAUUCCAUGCUAAGAUUCUCCAUCCCAAGUUCUCAGCUAUCUCUGUUAUACUGAGCUAUAUCCUUUCUUGGAACGUAGAUGUCCACUGUGAGCUGAUGCUCUAUCUGACAGUGAUGAAGGAAACACUAAUUCCACGCCUAUACCUGUUCCCCAGUAACCCCGGCCAAAUAAAGGCUGUGGAACAACAGGAAUCCAAGUUUCAAGGGUCUAAAAGGUUUCCCAACACAAGACCAGAGCAGUCCUUCAAACUGAAUAGUUACUUCAGACUGAACAUUCCCUGUUCUACCGCCAUCAAUCCACCGAGGAUUCAUCUCAUACAUAGAGACACCACACCAAGCUUUUUCAAGGCGGUUGUGAAAAUGACAGGGAUUGACAUUGAGAUGGAGUUAUUCAGUGAUGAUGAGAGGAUAGUAUGGACAGAAAUAGUAUCACGAGAUGAAUACUAUCAGAACCAAGCAUUAACAGUCCCUGGGAUUCCUGCUGAGGAGUUUCUGAAGAAACACAGGGCUAAACUCAUUCAGGGAGUCAAAAACCCAAUGCCAAUAGCAGAUGAUCUGUCAUCAAAGGGCAUGAUUGGUGAUGAAGAGUACUCCAGAAUAACAGCUGAAACAACUGAACAGGAGCGAAUGAGAGAACUACUGAAUGCAGUCCUCCCUAAAGGACCAGAAGUGAUGGGAGCUUGUCUCAAAGCUCUCAGUGAACAUGAACACCAUCUUGUUAAGUACUUGAGUGAAUCUAGCACCUAAUCUUAAAAUGCUGAGGCCUGUCUCCUAGUCUGUGGACAAAGACACUUCUCCACCUAAUCUGAAGAUGCUGAGGCCUGUCUCCUAGUCUGUGGACAAAGACACUUAAAUUAUUGUUAGGGAAAUUAUGUUUGCUUUUCUUUUAACAAAUGUCUGUAUUUUAUUCAUGUGCUGUUCUAUAAACCAAUUUGUGUGUUCA
Salvelinus namaycush (lake trout) is the source of this 1713-nucleotide messenger RNA. RefSeq names its product NACHT, LRR and PYD domains-containing protein 1 homolog. Gene Ontology annotation, biological process: regulation of apoptotic process. The transcript has 8 exons. Lineage: Eukaryota; Metazoa; Chordata; Actinopteri; Salmoniformes; Salmonidae. The record is from RefSeq and is a predicted model, not a curated record. Bases 387 to 1517 code for a protein of 376 amino acids.